GCUGUCCCUUUAAGCCCUCAGUAUGCCUGUGAUUGGGCUGAUGAGUGCGAUGCUCCAGCGGGGCUCCAGAGCAGCAGGUUGCCCCAGCGCAGACUCUCCAGUCCAGAAAAGUGUGAGUGGCAGCAGGCAAUCCCUGCUCACACACUGACCUGCACACAGUGAUUUCACAACCACAGUCAUGCACACACACUCUGGACCAGAGGCAGCAUGAGUACAGCGUCUGAGCCCUGGGUCGGCAGCAGCAGGUCUCUGUCUGCAGCCAAGAGACACAAGAGUAUCAGGAAGAACUCCAGGAGGAUUUAUUCAGCCUAUCAGGACCAGCAGGGCUCCUCAGAUGAUGAAGAUAAAGAGGAUGAGCGGGUGGACAGCAACGACCCUGAGGAAAUGUUCCAGAACAUUCAGUACCAGAAGGAGAUCAUCGCCAACAUUCGGACCAGACCCUGGCCGAUGAGACGCAAGCUCAAAGUUCUGAAGCAGGCCAGAGAGAUUGUUCUGAAGUAUGAGGGUCGACUGACGAGAACCAGAGGCUAUCAGACUGCAGGAGCUGAUCUGCUGAAGAAACUCUCACGUGUGCUUUACAACAUUGUGGUUCUGUUCAUUCCCUGGGAAGUGAGAAUCAAGAAAAUCGAAAGUCACUUUGGGUCGGGUGUUGCAUCCUACUUUAUCUUCCUGCGCUGGCUGUUUGGGAUCAACAUCGUCCUCACCAUCAUGACCGGAGCCUUCAUUGUCCUACCAGAGCUGCUGGCUGGAGCUCCGUUUGGAACAACAAGGAGUAAAACUAUCCCCAAGGAGCAUCUGGCUUCAGCCCAGGACCUGGACACCAUCUGGUCUCUUGGGGGCUACCUGCAGUACUCUGUGUUAUUCUAUGGUUACUAUGGCAGGGUGAGGAAAAUUGGCAGUGCUGGGUACCGGUUGCCUCUCGCCUACUUCCUGGUUGGGAUGGCUGUCUUUGCCUACAGUUUCAUCAUUCUGUUAAGAAAAAUGGCCAAGAACUCUCGUCUGAGCCUGGCCAGUGCCUCUGAUGAGAACUUCACAUUUUGCUGGAGGGUUUUCUGUGCCUGGGAUUACCUCAUAGGAAACCCAGAAGCUGCAGAGAGCAAGGGAGCUGCCAUCGUCAACAACAUCAGGGAAGCCAUUGUCGAGGAGCAGGAAAAGAAGAAGGAUACCAGUUUGGCGGUCCUGAUCAGUCUGCGUAUCUUAGCCAACAUCCUGGUGCUGCUGUCUCUGGCCGGCAGCAUCUACAUCAUCUACUUCGUGGUGGACCGUUCUCAAAAACUGGAGCAGGAGAAGCCAGAGUUGACGCUGUGGGAGAAGAAUGAGGUGAGUGUGGUGGUUUCUCUCAUCACCAUGAUCGCUCCGUCUGCCUUUGAGCUGGUGGCUCAGCUGGAGAUGUACCAUCCACGAACCUCGCUGCGAUUCCAGCUGGCCAGAGUGCUUGUUUUAUACCUGGGGAAUCUCUACAGCCUCAUUAUUGCCCUCCUUGAUAAGGUCAACAGUAUGAGUUCUGCUGUCCCAGUGAGUACAGGUAACUGGUCUGACUCCAGCUCAUUCCUGGCCACCAUCUCUCAGCCUGAGGUCAACAGCUUCUCCACCCUGGUGUCUAAGAUCUCUGUCGCUGAACAUCACAACAGCACCAUAGCAACCAUCGCCACGGUGCUGGAGGUCACCAACAGCAGCAGCAGCAGCAGCAGGAGCAGCUCGGCGACCAUCUCCAACCAGACGGCUCUGUUUGAGAAGAACACCCGCUCUCAGCAGGACCAGUGCUGGGAGACCUACGUCGGACAGGAGAUGCUGAAGCUGUCCAUCAUUGACAUGAUCUUCACAGUGGCCAGUAUUCUGCUCAUUGACUUCAUCAGAGGUUUGGUGGUUCGCUACCUGAGUGACUGCUGCUGCUGGGAUUUAGAGAGCAAGUUUCCUGAAUAUGGAGAAUUCAAAAUAGCUGAGAAUGUCCUGCAUCUGAUUUAUAACCAAGGAAUGAUCUGGAUGGGAGCGUUUUUCUCCCCCUGUCUUCCUGCCUUCAAUGUCUUGAAGCUGAUUGGUCUGAUGUAUCUGAGGAGCUGGGCUGUCCUCACCUGUAAUGUCCCCCAUCAGCAGGUGUUCAGAGCGUCCAGAUCAAACAAUUUCUACCUGGCCAUGCUGCUGUUCAUGCUGUUUCUGUGCAUGCUGCCCACCAUCUUUGCCAUCGUUAGAUACAGACCAUCACAGCAUUGUGGACCAUUCAGUGGUCAAGAGAAGAUUUACGACAUCAUCUCUGAGACCGUGGCCAGUGACUUCCCCCUGUGGUUCAGUAAAGUGAUGAGUUACAUCACCAGCCCUGUUGUCGUGCUGCCAGCACUGCUGCUGCUGUUUAUGCUGAUAUACUACCUCCAGGCCAUCGCCAGGUCCCUCAAAUUCACCAACAACCAGCUGAGGAUGCAGCUGCAGACUGAGAGGACUGAGGACAAGAAGAAAGUCUUCCAGAUGGCUGCAGCAAGACUACAGACUCCAGAGGCGGUGGCGGCUGACAAAAAGCUGGAUCAGCAGGAGAGCGACAUCACCAGCCAGGAGGCCUCCGUUCACACUCCAUCUCCCCGACGGAACGGCAGCGUCACAAACUUUCAGUCUCCUGUUCGUCGUGGAAACAGCAUCCGCACCAUAGCCCAGUCGGCGUCCAGGGCGGACCUGAACAGAGGAAGUGUGGCUGGGAUCUGUCAGGAGUCCGACAGUGACCAUACUGCCCAAACACAGGCUGGAGCACAUACCUACCAGGAAGACCGUACGCUCCUUACAUCCUGUCGAGGCCGCUGGGUUCAUCGCAGCGCAGAGUUACGGAGGACGGCGUGGCCACACCACCCGCUAUGUGAUCGUCAACGAGCACGAGCCCAGGAAAAAGCUGCUGCGCUCGACCACUCGGAUCCCACGCCAUUACCUCAUGGAAGAGCCCGGAGAGAUCCUGGAGCUGUACCCGCGCAACAUCAAGCGCUACAUCCCCCGUGCUGCUCACCACCAACCGCAUCCUCACCGCUCCCACACAUCACAGCAGCAUCUGAGUGAGGAAGAAGAGGAGGAGGAGGAAGGAAAAGGCAGGAGGAGGACAUCACUGGGGAAGUAUCAUCGACCUCGUUCCCUCUCUGACCUCCACCAGCCGGCACACUUCUACAUUGGUGAGAGUAAAGAUGGCCACGCAGCACGAGGAGGAA
Messenger RNA from Lates calcarifer (barramundi perch), 3179 nucleotides. RefSeq names its product transmembrane channel-like protein 3. Bases 208 to 3033 code for a protein of 941 amino acids. NCBI's taxonomy places the organism in Eukaryota, Metazoa, Chordata, Actinopteri, Centropomidae. Gene Ontology annotation, molecular function: mechanosensitive monoatomic ion channel activity. Gene Ontology annotation, cellular component: plasma membrane. The record is from RefSeq and is a predicted model, not a curated record. The transcript is spliced from 22 exons.